Chlorella variabilis is the source of this 1098-nucleotide messenger RNA. RefSeq lists its product as hypothetical. The transcript has 10 exons. Bases 1 to 1098 code for a protein of 365 amino acids. The record is from RefSeq and is a predicted model, not a curated record. NCBI's taxonomy places the organism in Eukaryota, Viridiplantae, Chlorophyta, Trebouxiophyceae, Chlorellales, Chlorellaceae.
AUGUCGCGGCUCCUCCGCUCAUCCGCAGCGCUGCUGCUCCUGCUGGCCCUCGGCUGUGCCGUGGAAGCCGCUACCGUGAUCCAGCUUGAUUGCGGCCGCACCAACGCAGACCUUGUGACUGUGAACCGCAUCACGACGAAAGCCACAGUCAAGUGCCCUGCCAACUGCAAGGCUGCCGGAGGCACGAUUUAUGGCACGGGGACCUACACACACGACAGCCGCAUCUGCCUUUCGGCCAUCCACGCCGGUGCCAUCACAAACACUGGCGGUCAGUUCACGCUAUACUAUGCCAAGGGCCGCACCUCCUACACAGGGUCCACGAAGUUCACCAUCAAGUCUAACAACUACGGCACCUGGCCGCACUCCAUCAAGUUUGUCGGCCCAGCUCUGCAGCCCAGCAUUGACUGCGACAAGAACAACUACUCCCGCGACGUGGUCGGUGUUGGGCAGGGCGUGCUGUACAACCGCACCAAGCUCACGGUGGCCUGCCCCAAGAACUGCCUGGCUGCGGGGGGCACGGCAGCACCCCUGCGGCGGCGGCAGCGGCAGCAAGCCGUGGACCCAAACGCCGUGCCGCCGCCGCCGCAGGCAGCACCCCUGCGACGGCGGCGGCAGCAAGCCGUGGACCGAAACUCCGUGCCGCCGAGUCCCGUGGCUGUGGCCAACGCUGACGGCGGCCUGAUCACGAUCUACGACUUCCCCGGGCUGCAGUCGUACAGGGGCUCCACUGCCAACACCAUCAAAUCCUCCAACUAUGGCUCGUGGGGUCACAGCUACCGCUUCAAGCCGGUGGCCAACCUGACGUGCGCCAGCACGAACGCCCAGAACCUGCUCGUCAACGCCACCGUCACCAAGUCCUUCGCCGUGUGCCCCAUGAACUGCUUCUCCGCCGGCGGCAACAUCUACGGCUCGUCAGCUGCCUACCGGUCUAACUCCCGCAUCUGCCUCGCAGCGCACCACGCGGGAGUGAUUACCAGCAACGGUGGUAUGGUCAUCCUGCAGUACGUCAAGGGGCUGGCUUCUUACAAGAGUGUCACUGCCAACUUUGUCACCUCCAAAACAGCCGCCGCAUCCCCCAACGCCUUCAAGUUUAUCUGA